AUAAAGACGCUUCAGAUAUGUUCUAUAUACGUUUGCUGGUAUCAAUGUAAAUCCGCCUUGUUUCACGUUUGAUAGUUUGAUGUUGUUGAAAUGUUCGUUUGAUAGUUUGAUAUUGUUGAAAAGUUCGUUUGAUAGUUUGAUGUUGUUGAAUUUUUCGUUUGAUAUUGUUAAAAUGUUCGUUUGAUAUUGUUAAAAUGUUCGUUUGAUAUUGUUAAAAUGUUCGUUUGAUAUUGUUGAAAUGUUCGUUUGAUAUUGUUGAAAUGUUUUUAACGUUAUUGAACGUAUGGCAUUUCAGACUGAAACUGCGUCUGAUGCUGCUUUGCUAUCGUCGUCGUCGGAAGAUGAUGAACAACCUAUUACAACAUCAACACCAGUCAAGCAACCUACCCCUGUCCAAGCAGCACAGUUUGUAAGUUUUGUACACCAUAUUUGCUCUAAUGGAAUUCUCAAACCAAUGUAUGAUUAAAAUUAAAGAAAUUUAACACUGAAAAUAAACCUCUUUUUGAUUGUACAGUUGCCAAGUACACCUGGUGCCCUCGACACAAGUGCCAGCAGCAUUGAAGUUGGUUUCAUCGACGAAAGCUAUCAGCUUGAGUCGACCAUUACCCCCACAUCAUCAUCUUCGUCAUCAGAAGAUGAAGGUGGAAAAGACUGGCAUGAGAAGGUUAUUGUCAAUGAAUCUAGCCUAAUGUCACUAUUUAAAUUCUGCCAGAUGUGUGGGAAACCAAUUUCUUCGAAGGACAUCUUUGAUAAUGGGGCACAGAGAAAAGUAAAAUGGACUUGUCUUGGGGGCCAUUCGGGGACUUGGACAUCUUCACCUGAUGUUAGAGGAAUGCCACAGGUGAAUCUCCUUUCUGCAGCAGCUGUUUUGUUCAAGGGUGGAACAUACACGGAACUGUCAGACUGGUGCACAACCAUGAGCAUCCAAAUGAUUUCACAAACGACAUUUUAUACCAUUCAGAACGCAUACUUGCAUCCCGCUAUUGAGAACUUGUAUGAGGAGAGAAGAAAUUAAGUUUUGGCUAGAGUUUAUUUGGAACAGGAGGAUGGGAAGCGCCCACACUUGGCGGGCGAUGGCCAAUGUGACUCGCCAGGUUUCAACGCAAAAUAUUGUCACUAUACAUUUAUGCUAGACGAUACAAAGGAGAUAAUCCACACGGAGCUGGUGCAGUGUACAGAGGCCACCAGCUCUGGAGCCAUGGAGCCAUUAGGUUUUAGAAGGGGACUGACAGAGCUUCUAGACUUGGGCCUUGAGGUGGAGGUGAUGACAACGGACCGCUCGUCAUCAAUAAGGAAGAUAAUGAGGGAACAAUAUCCUAAUAUCCAGCACGAAUUCGACAUCUGGCACACAGCCAAAGGUUUCCGGAAUAAAAUACUGACGAAAGGGAAAAAAAAGGACACUGCAAUCCUUCUCGCAUGGACCAGGUCUAUCGUAAACCACAUGUGGUAUACCUGUGCCACAAGUAAGGGGAACAUAGAGGCACUGCAAAACCGUUGGAAAUCAAUUAUACACCAUGUUUGCUGUCACGGUAACAAAAGAGGACCAAAGGCAGACAGACUUGGCCGACACCGCGGCGUUCAAAGGCAGGCUGUGACCGGCUGUGGCAGCAGCGACGGGCUCGAGAGAGAGAGAGGAGAAAUACUGGAGCGCCUGAGUUGCCAAGGCUCUUUCCACACACCUCCUCAGCAGAGUAACUGUACAGAGAGCAGACUGGGUAACACACAGGAGAAACUGCUUAUCACAGAUAUUUACAAAGACUCGACUCGACUGGACAGGACAGGAGCACGGCUCCGUAUCUAA
Messenger RNA from Misgurnus anguillicaudatus (oriental weatherfish), 1801 nucleotides. NCBI's taxonomy places the organism in Eukaryota, Metazoa, Chordata, Actinopteri, Cypriniformes, Cobitidae. The record is from RefSeq and is a predicted model, not a curated record.